UUAUAUGGGCGUAGCUGCACUAGCAGUAUAGGUCUACUAUAGAGAUUAGUGGAGUCAAUUCAACAGCUAGCGUUGGUCUACUCUCUGCUGCUAGCAUUUAUUUAACUGGCUCAGUACUGAAGAAAGACAGAAGGCUCAAUUACAUGCCUUACUGAGUCAGCUGAUACUCAUCAAAUAUUACUUGCUCUCUACCUCAGAUCGAUGGUAUCCGCCAUGGUAAAAAUGAAGUUUUUUUUCAUUACAUUUGUGUUGGCAGUGAUCAUUUCUUCCUCAAAUUGUCAAGAUCAAACUGUUUUCGAGUUUCUACCCCUGGGUAAUGUGUCUACCGUGGUAACGGAUGAAUUGGGACACUUUGAUGACUCAGUUUCCCAAGUAAUACACAUUCCUGGAGGAUUCCCAUUCGGUAAUCGGAAUCACAACCAAGUCUAUAUCGGUGCAAAUGGAUAUUUCUCAUUUGAAGAACCAUUCUACUCUGCAAGUCCAGUAGAGUUUCCAGGAACUACGGUAUCAGCUUACUACAUCGUAGCUCCAUUUUGGGAUGAUGUUGAUAUUCGACGAAGAGGCAAUAUCUUCUUUGAGGUUCACACUUCUAACGCAAGUUCUUCUCUUUUUUCGAAAGUCAACAACUUUAUAGCUCCUGAGGGAUCCUUCACGGGGACUUGGAUGGUGGUAGCUCAAUGGGAUAUGGUUCACUCAUGGCCUGAUGGAGAGAGUGAUGGCUUUCGUCAAUUUGCCCUUACUGUUUUUGGAAUUGAUUCUUCCUUGGUCAACACCUUCCAAGCGAUUCUUAUUACUGACGGGACUGCAUCAUACACAGUCUUCACUUACCGAUGUGGCAGUAUGCAAUGGUCUCUGAAUGGUGCCACUAUCGGCUACAAUGCAGCUGGUGACUAUUUUGAAAACCAUCCCAACACUGGAAGCUUUGUCUCUCAUGAAAUUGCUUGUCUCAACAGUCCCAGUUCAGAGUGGUUUAAUGUGGUCUAUAACAUCAGCGUGGACACACCUGGAACACUAGCCCCUCCCCCUACUGUCGAACCAGCACAACUCAGCUAUCUGGAUUAUCUUGCCUAUGGUUCGAAUUAUCUUGAGAGAUGUAGGAACUGUAGUUCUCCACCUAUACUGCUAGAUAGCCCUGGACUACCAUUUGGAAGCUACUAUCAUGACACUGUUUACGUGGGAAACAACGGGAUAUUUUCCUUUGGAGAGCCUCUCCUCGAGAACAGUCCAUCAGAAUUCCCAACACUGCAAGCUUCUACAUACUACGCUUACAUUGUUGCACCUUUCUGGUCUGACAUCGACACAAGACUCAAUGGAAGUGUCCGCUGGCAAGUUUAUUCUCCGGACAGUGAUGACGAAGAUGUACUGAUCAGCAGAGUUGAAGAGUUCAUUAAUAUUGAGCUUGGCCAGGACUCUAUCACCAAUGCCAACUGGAUGCUGGUAGCCACUUGGGUGGGUGUUCAUCCUUUCCCUCACGGCAAUUCUGUUGAGGAAGAUCGAUUGGACCCUUAUCUGCAAAGGGAAAACACUUUUCAAGGCAUUAUCAUCUCUAAUGGCACCAAAGUGUAUGCAGUAUUCACGUAUGUCUGUGAAGACAUGGAAUGGUCUGAUGCUGCUGUGGUUGGAUACAACGCUGGGGGUGAACUCUAUCAAAAUCAUCCACUGAGCGGAAAGCUAGAAUCAAAGCUGAUUGGUUGUGUUCAUGCACCUGGUACACAGUCUAACAAUGUUGUGUAUGAUUUAUCCGAGGGAGUGACGAAUGGUACAACUCCGGAACCCUUUGACACUGUUGGCACAUGUGCUGGUGCCGGAUACACGGAGUGCUGUGACUUAAAUGUGGAUAAUUGUUUUGGAUCCGCACCAGCCGACUGCUUUUGUGAUGUUAUCUGCCUGAACUUUGGGGACUGUUGUCGGGAUCAGCCAGACAUCUGUCAAACUGACUUCACCACAAGCAAUGAAACCUACUUACUCUAUUCUGACCAUUUUUACAUUGGGAGGCUUAGUCUGGAUGGUGAAAUAUUUGACACACUGCCCUUUACCACACUUCGAGAUGCUUCUGUCUUGGACUUUGACUAUGCGCGUGACUUCCUGUAUUGGUAUGACAACAUUGAGGAAGGAAUUUUCCGAUCUGGCUUGGACGGCUCUGAUCUGGUUAAGUUGGUCAAUACCUCAUCUCUUGGUGUAAUAGAGGACUUAGCUGUUGAUUGGGUGAGUAACAAACUCUACUGGACUGAGACUCUAUACAGAAGAAUAGAAGUGCUGGACCUGGAGACUUUGGUAGUUGCACCAGUCUUGGAUGCUGAUCCUCACUCUGGAAUAAGAGGCAUUGCUGUGGACCCAACCACAAGGUACAUGUACUGGACUGACUGGGGUGAGCCUGCUAAGAUAGAGAGGUCCUCCAUGGACGGUGCUGACAGGACAACUCUUCACAGCACGGGACUGGGUGAACCCAAUGGGAUAACCAUCGACUAUCAGACUCAGACCAUCUACUGGACAGACUCUGUCCUGGGAGUGAUUGACUACUCUAACACUGAUGGGACCAACAGACGUCGAUUGCAGACAAACUUGCGCUAUCCCUACGCCAUCACAAUGGAGGGGAGUCUGGUGUUCUUCACCGACUGGAUUGAUGUGGGCGUACAUGCUACACACAAACUGGAUGGUGACAAUGUGACAAAGUUCGUGAAUGCUUUCACAAUAAGACCAGCUGGGAUUGAGGCUAUUGCGUCUAAUCGGCAAGCUGAAGGCAUUGACAUGUGUGAUGUCGGCACUGGUUGUGAUCACAUGUGCCUGCUCAGCAGUACAGAUGCGAGAGGCUACAGCUGUAUCUGUAAGGAAGGCUAUGUGUUGGAUAGUGAUGGGCAGAACUGCACGUUUGUCAGCAUAGUAGAACCUCCAGAAUUUGGAACAUGUGGAGCUGCUGCCUACAACGAAUGCUGUAGUGGUGGUUACUGCGCAGGUAGUCCACCAAACUGCUUCUGCGACACACAGUGUCAUUCCCGUGGUGAUUGCUGUAUUGAUAUCGGAGACACCUGUCCCGUAGAACCUAGUUCAUGCAGUGCUGCUGGCUAUGAUACCUGCUGUACUAAUAAUAUAUUUGGAUGUUCCGGAGUGUCAGAUGGAACCGCUUGCUACUGUGAUGAAAGCUGUAGAUCUUUUGGGGACUGCUGUGAUGACUUUGACACAAUAUGUCCACUACCCACCACAGAGCCUCCUCCAACAUUGUUUCCUCCGAUAAAUGACACGAGUGUGUUCCAGUUCCUCACUCUGAACAACACUGCGGGAGUGACUGCCGAGUUUGUUGGUCACUUUGAUGACGGAGUGUCACAUGCUAUCCUCAUUCCACAGGGCUUCCCGUUUGGAGACUUGCACCACGCUUUCAUAUUCAUCAGUACCAAUGGCAUCAUCUCCUUCAGUGAGCCUUUCUAUGUUGCUGGUUCGCAGUUGUUUCCAGGCUUCUCAACUACAGUAUCAGAUAGCUAUCUCGUGGCUCCAUUCUGGUCCGAUGUGGACAUACGACUAUCUGGUGACAUCAAGUAUGAGGUGCACAGUAAUGACACUGGACUGGUGGGAUCAGCUGAGCUUUUAAAAAAUAUAAGUGACUUUAUUUCGAUUAAAGCGAGUGUGGAAUUCAUUGGGUCGUGGAUGCUUGUUGUAUCGUGGGAAGAUGUUCAUCCCUGGCCAAAUGGUGAAGGGAAUGCUUUUCUAAAUCUAAUAUAUCCUGAUUUUGGAUCUGUAAACUCGUUUCAAGGGAUUAUUAUCACUGACGGUGUUAAUUCAUACUCACUGUUCACAUACAAGUGUGGGGAGAUGGAGUGGUCAAGACAGGGUGUGAUUGGAUUCAAUGCCGCAGGACAAUCUUACGAAAACCACCCCCUCUCUUCAGAGGUCUUCAUCGGAGUUCCCCCAAUCGCUUGCUCCAACAGUGCCAAUAGCGAAUGGACGAAUGUAGUGUACAAAUUGAAAGUGACCAAUUCCACUGCCCCACCCACUGUGGAACCCCCUCAAUCCAGCUACCUAGGAAUGCUGGACUACAUUGCUAGCGGCAAUGUCCCCGCAUUCCUUGAUCCAUGUCAGAACUGCACUAGUGGUGCUAUAUCUAUCCCUGACUUCCCGUUUGGUGAUUACUUCCACAAUACAGUAUAUGUUGGAACGAACGGUAUUAUCUCUUUCAGCCAAGAAUUUCACAAGGGCCUACCAGAAGCUUUCCCUUCCGAAACCGACCUCACAGUGUAUAGAUCAUUCCUAGUGGCCCCAUACUGGUCAAACAUUGACACCAGGUUGGAUGGACGGGUCAGUUAUCAGAUACUGGUAUCUAGUGAAGGGGGAAGUGAGGUGUCCAAUCGAUUUGAACAAGUUUCCAGCUUUAUCAAUAGUGAAAGUGACCCUAAUUUUGCCGGAGCAACUUGGAUGCUUGUUGCUACCUGGUAUAAUGUACAUCCUGAUCCCCAUGGUGACUCAGCGGAGCAGGACAGACAAGAUCCAUACCUACAGUCGACAAACAAUUUUCAAGCUGUCCUCAUAUCCAAUGGCACGAAAGCCUACUCUAUCUUCACAUAUGAAUGUGACACUAUGGAAUGGUCUGGUGAAGCCACUAUAGGAAUCAAUGCUGGCGGAAGCUGGUACAGAUCUCACCCACUAAGUGGGCGUGUCCAUUCCAAUGCUAUCGACUGUGUCCACACUAGUACAGAUCAGUCAUUAAAAAUUAACAAUGUUGUGUAUGACUUGGCUCCAGUAGUACCCGUGGGAACAGUACCACCACCAAUUGAGAGACUUGAGAUACCCUUUGUUAUUGGGACUUCUGGUAUACCGACUUUGUCCGUACCACGGUUUGAUGAUGGAGCUAGUGAUGCCAUUGAAAUUAGCUUGCAAGGAGGAUUCCCAUUCGCAAACAGUUACCAAACAGUAGUAUAUGUUGGCACAAAUGGAAUAAUCUCAUUCGAAGAACCAUUCAUUAGUCAUACGCCCAUGCCAUUCCCAACGGUUUCUCCUGUCAUAUAUGAUCGAUAUUUGCUAGCUCCAUUUUGGGCUGAUACUGACAUAUCAUUCAACGUUGGUAAUGUCAAGUACGAGGUUCAUGCCACUGCAAGCAAUAUUACGGGAUCCAUUGAUCUCAUUGGCCGUGUGAGUAAUUUCAUUUCGAACAAAACAGAGACAACAUUUGAAGGAAGCUGGAUGUUGGUAGCACUAUGGGAUGAGGUUCCUCCUUAUGCAGGGUUCUUUGUCCCUGGACCAGAGAGGAACUCGUUCCAAGCAAUUGCCAUCACCAAUGGGGCGGAGUCUUAUGCUUUGUACACAUACAAGUGUGGGGCGAUGGAGUGGUCUGAACAAGGAGUCAUUGGUUAUAAUGGCGGAUCUCCUACUGACUACUUCUUUUCCCACCCACUCUCUGGAACAGAUGAUGCUCAAACGAUAGCUUGUUUGGAGUUCCCAGACAGCGAGUGGACUAAUUUAUUGUACAAUAUAAGCAUUGAUGAAGUGGUCACUUUGCCACCUCCAGUUAUAGUUGAGCCAGGCCAAUCCAGUUACUUGAUGUUCAUCAACAAAACUGGCAUAAACCAAGUAGUGCUCCAGUCUUGCGAUGACUGCUACUCCGACUUUGUCAGCCUGCCCGAUGUACCUUUUGGGAACUACAGACAUUCUGAGGCUUACAUAUCCACCAAUGGAAUAAUCUCAUUUGGUAGUUAUGAAGUAGUCACUGUUCCUGUACCAUCCCUCUUCCCCUCAACGAUCAGCCUUAUCCAUUUUGGUUACAUCAUUGCUCCUUACUGGGCCGACAUAGACACUACUCACCAAGGAGAGAUUUGGUACGAAACACACAUCAGAGGUGAUGAUAGGAUAUCCAAUGAUCUUUUGGACAAAGUGUCUGGAUUUGUGAAUGAGCAGACGGAAGCUAGCGGAUUUAGCGGAACGUGGAUGCUUGUUGCAACAUGGGACGCUGUGAGGCCUUAUUCAGGACAGAGCAACGAGUUCAUUACAGAUGAGAAUACCUUCCAAGCAGUGGUGAUAACAAAUGGCUCCAAAACAUACACAGUCUUCACAUACAAGUGUGAUCUCUUAACCUGGAGUGAGGAAGCAACGAUUGGAUACAACGCUGCUUCGGACUACUUCCAAAAUCACCCCCUAGGUGGUACUACAGUAACAGAUGCUCUGGAUUGUGUGCACUCUUCAACGGAUGGCUCAGAGUGGAAUAACGUUGUGUAUGACCUGGUACCCGGGACUGUGAUUGAUGGACCUACACCAGAAUCACCAAACUCAUUUGGAUCUUGUAUUGAAGCUGGAUACACUAGUUGUUGUACGAGCUUUAACUGCAUGGGAUCCCCUACAGACUGUUUCUGUGAUAGAGGGUGCCACCAGUUUGGAGAUUGUUGUCAUGACAUUGAAGACAUAUGCAAUGCAGUGACGAUGUCUGUGAAUGCCACUCUGCUGAUAGCCACUCAGUAUUCCAUCACACUACUGAACGGAUCACAAGUCGACAACCUUCUACCAGUCGAUUACAACUCCUAUUACACAGCCAUUGACUACGAUUAUAACCGAGGCUGCAUCUACUUCUCAGACAUUGCCCGCAGCCAGAUACUGAGAGUAAAUUUUGCUGGUUCAAACAAACUGGUCAUUGUUGAUACUUUCAACGGCACACGUACAGUGGAUGGUAUUGCUGUGGAUUGGGUGAACAAUAAGCUGUAUUGGACUGAUGCAUUUUACCUCACUGUGGAGGUAAUCGACUUGGCAUCUUUUGAGAGGAAAACGCUAUUCAGUCUUGCCUCAGGUUCUACCCCAAGAGCAAUCGUCGUUGACCCCGCUACCAGCUACAUGUACUGGACUGAUUGGGGCAGCCCUGCAAUGAUUGAGAGAGCCUCCAUGGAUGGUAGCAAUCGACAGGUCCUCCACAAUACCGGUCUAGUUUGGCCGAAUGGACUCACUAUUGACUAUGCUGACCAGCGAAUAUAUUGGGCCGAUGCCAGCCUUGAUAGGAUAGAAUACUCCAACGUCGAUGGCUCUGAACGUGUUGUCUUGGAAACGGAAGCAAACGGACUUUUUCAUCCUUUUGGAAUUACUCUGGACAACAAUGUUUUGUACUGGAGUGAUUGGUUGGAUCAGACUAUAUUCUCUACGCACAAGCUAAUAGGGCAGAAUAUUGUUCCGAUUUAUGAAAACAUACCAUUUCUUCCAAGUGGAGUUGUGGCCGUCAGUGCCAGCAGACAAAGUGCAAUGAUCAAUAACCCCUGUGAGGAUCACAGCUGCUCCCACCUGUGUCUCCUAUCCACUAUAACCCCAGGCUACACUUGUGCCUGUCCUGAUGGUGAACAGCUACUGGCAAAUGGAAUAGACUGUACAAAUGCUCCUACAACGAUGCCCACCAUACCACCAGUCCUGGGUAGCUGUGCCAGUGCUGGAUACACCGGAUGCUGCAACAGUGGUGUUUGCAGUGGUGACACUGGCACCUGUUACUGUGAGAUCGAGUGUGUUGUACUUGAGGACUGCUGUUCAGACUUUUUUGACCUAUAUGUGCCAGUUCCUAUUGGGAACCUUGAGGUCCUCCCGCUUGGUGCAUCCUCCCUCAACGUCACAUGGUCACAAACAGCUGACUUGCAAGUAUGCAGUGAUGCUUACACACGAGUCGAGAUUGUCGACUACAAUGGAGAAGUCAUCUUUAAUGGGACAGUAACACCUGAAGUCACAUUCCUCGUUGUCAAUCAGGGAUUAGCCAAAUGGAUUCCGUACACUGUUGCAGUGAAGUCUGGCAACCUGCUGACCACAUCGGAGACAAUUACUACUGUUGUCUUUACUGAGGAAGGAGUUCCGUCGGUCUCGCCCCAAAAUAUUAGUAUCGAUUGGAUUUCCCCAACUGAUAUGACUGUUAGUUGGGAACCACUAACUCUCAUAGAGGCCAGAGGAUUCGUAGCCUCAUACGUCAUCACUUACAGUCCAGUCAACAUUGCCUCUACUAAAAAGAGACAGACAGGUGGUGGACGUUUGGUAGUGCCUGGAAACACGAGUCAGGUUACCAUCGGCAACCUCGAGGAGGGUACAGCAUACUCAGUGAGUGUGAGAAGCAGUACUCGAGCUGGUGUUGGAGUGUCUAGCGAUCUUCUCAGCUCAGGUAUAGGACCAGCAGCAACUGGUGCUCCAAAUGUUGGAGCUAGUACUGGAGGAAUUGCCGCUGGUGUCAUUGUUGUAUUGAUUGCUGUCGCGGUUGUGAGUGCUCUGUUGGUCGGUUUGUUUCUACUGAUGAAAAGAAAAAGGAACAAGUAUAAUGUGACCGAGGAGUAUGCACACUUUACGAAUGAAGAUGAAUCAGUCACCCUCAGCUGUAGUGCAUCACGUGACAUGCCCAUCACCUCAACACAACAAGUCCCUGCUCUUUCCUUUGGUGAUGAGCCUACCUACCAAGAGAUACAAAAAGGAGGUUUUGAUAAUCCUGGAUACGAAACUUUGCGUGAAGAGACAACAGAAACUGAGGCUCAAUAUGCUUCAAUUGGAGAAGUUCCACCGCUGUACGAUGAUGUUCUGGUGAAUCGAAUAGUCAGUGAGGAGCCUAGGUAUCAGGUGGUUGGUAAGCUACAAUUACAGAGCGGAAAAGUUGAGAAUAAACAGGAUCUUGCAGAGAUGGAGAAACAAGAUCUCGGGUCAGUCCCACCUGCUCGUAAAAAGAAGGACACAAAGAAGUGAUACUCUGGGUACCAGCGAAUGGAUGAACAUUAUAGAUUAGUUUAUACAGACUAAGUAGUUUUUAACACCACUAUGCAUGCAAGUAAAGACUGAAAUAAGUAGAUCUGCGUAGCUGACAGCAAAAUUGUACACACACGUUUUUAUAUCAUUUUUAACUUAUCAUUUUUAACAAGUCACAAUUAUGACGUUAAUUGCAAUCCUUUUUUUAAUUUAACCAAAUAAUUAUUAAUAACAGCUGGAUUAUUUUUCACAGUCACUAUCA
Molecule: messenger RNA, 8926 nt
Organism: Halichondria panicea
Lineage: Eukaryota; Metazoa; Porifera; Demospongiae; Suberitida; Halichondriidae
Exons: 44
Coding region: 202-8664 (2820 amino acids)
Biological process (GO): canonical Wnt signaling pathway; cell-matrix adhesion
Molecular function (GO): Wnt receptor activity; Wnt-protein binding
Source: RefSeq, a predicted model, not a curated record